ACAAUUGACUGCAAUCACAGUAUUUAUUCAAAAAAGCACAAUGUUUUCGGUAAACUAACAUGUCAUUUUUCUUGAUAUAUUAUUUGGUUUGUGACGUUUUGUCACGAACAAGUACCUACUUUCUGGAACUACAUAUUUUUGCAUUAAUUAAAUAGUGUAAUAAAAUCUGUGACAUGACAGCUAUAGAGAGCGCCCUCCUCGGGUUGGAUGUCUACCCGAUUCACCGUUGCAGCUAUAGCUGCAGUGUGGCAUUAACGACAGCAGAAGCAGCAACAAUACACACACAACAAUCAUGGCGGACACUGGUACCCUGGAGUGUAUAACGGAGCACGAGCGGAUUUUGCAGGAAAUUGAAAGCACCGACACGGCUUGUGUCGGUCCCACGCUUCGGUCUAUUUACGAUGACCAGCCCAAUGCCCACAAGCGUUUUAUGGAAAAGCUGGACGCCAGGAUAAGAAACCAUGACCGUGAGAUUGAGAAGAUGUGCAAUUUCCACCACCAAGGCUUUGUGGACGCCAUCACGGAGCUCCUCAAAGUCCGCACAGAUGCAGAAAAACUCAUGGGUCAAGUUACAGACACUAAUCGAAGACUACAAGAAGCUGGGAGGGAUGUGACAGCCCAGACGCAGGAGGUAAUAUGCUGUCGGAUCCAGCAGAGAAACAUGGCCACUACGGUUGAGAAGCUCCAGCUCUGUAUCCCAGUACUAGAAAUGUACAGCAAACUAAAGGAGCAGCUGGAAUCUAAAAGAUACUAUGCUGCCUUAAAAACCAUGGAGCAGCUAGAGAAGGUCUAUAUUCCCAGGGUGGGGCAGUACAGGUUCUGUCAAAUCAUGGCUGAAAAUCUACCCAGACUGAGAGAAGAGAUCAAGGAAAUAUCCAUGUCCGACCUCAAGGACUUCCUUGAAAGCAUUAGAAAACAUUCUGACAAGGUUGGAGAGGCUGCCAUGAGACAGGCACAGCUGCACAGGAACUUCAACAGUGUGGUAGUGAAGCAGGCUAGCUCGGGCCACUUUGCUAAGCCUGUGUAUUCUCUUAAUGGACGAACACACACUCACAAUGGACUGAAGAUGGAGGACGACGCAGGAGAAGACGACGAAGUGGACGAUGAGGUUCUCACAGUUCAGGACCUAGUAGACUUCUCACCCGUCUACAGAUGUUUACACAUUUACACUGUGCUGGGUGACAGAGAAACAUUUGAAAACUACUACAGGAAGCAGAGAAAAAAACAGGCCAGGCUGGUGCUGCAGCCACAGGCAAACAUGCACGAGACAGUUGAAGGCUACAGGCGAUACUUCAAUCAGAUCGUAGGGUUUUUUGUUGUGGAGGAUCACAUCCUUCAUGCCACAUACGGGCUGGUGACUAGAGCUUUCACUGACGAACUGUGGAACAUGGCCCUGUCUAAGAUCAUCGCUGUUCUCCGCACACAUUCUUCUUAUUGUGAGGACCCAGACCUGGUCCUGGAACUGAAAAACCUUAUUGUCAUCUUUGCAGACACACUACAGGACUAUGGUUUCCCAGUGAACCGUCUGUUUGACCUGCUGUUUGAGGUCAGAGACCAGUACAACGAAACCUUGCUGAAGAAGUGGGCCCUGGUUUUCAGGGAGAUCUUUGAGUUGGACAACUACAGCCCAAUCCCCGUGGAGACAGAAGAAGAAUACAGACUGGUUGUCAGUCGAUUUCCCUUCCAUGACGCAGAGAUAGAGAAGCAGGACUUUCCAAAGAAGCUGCCGAUGUCCCAGUCUGUCCCUCAGAUCUACACACAGGUCAAAGAGUUCAUUUACGCCAGCCUCAAGUUCUCAGAGUCAUUACAUCGCAGUUCAACAGAAAUUGAUGACAUGCUGAGAAAAUCCACCAACCUGCUGCUGACGAGAACGCUCAGCUGCUGUCUGCAAAACCUCAUCAAAAAGCCUCACAUUGGACUGACUGAGCUGGUGCAGAUCAUUAUUAACACCACCCACCUGGAGCAGGCCUGCAGGUAUCUAGAGGAGUUUAUAACCAACAUCACAAACGUCUCCCCUGAAACCGUUCACACAACGAGACUGUAUGGAUUAUCCACGUUCAAGGAUGCACGCCAUGCUGCAGAGGGAGAGAUCUACACCAAACUGAACCAGAAGAUCGAUGAGUUUAUCCAGCUGGCAGAUUAUGAGUGGGGCAUGGCUGAGUCCGACGGCCGCGCCUCUGGAUACCUCAUGGAUCUGAUCAACUUCCUACGUUCUACCUUCCAAGUCUUUACACAUCUCCCGAAUAACAACAAUGACCAUGCUUCGAUGUCGGGCAAAGUGGCUCAGACAGCGUGUAUGUCGGCCUGUAAACAUCUGUCCACGUCGCUCAUGCAAAUGCUCCUCGACUCCGAACUUAAACAAGUCAGCAUGGGAGCCAUUCAGCAAUUCAACCUGGAUGUCAUCCAGUGUGAAUUGUUUGCAAGCUCAGAGCCUGUUCCUGGUUUUCAAGGAGACACACUGCAGCUUGCUUUUAUCGACCUACGACAGCUGCUGGACCUGUUCAUGGUUUGGGAUUGGUCAACGUAUCUGGCAGAUUAUGGUCAACCAACAUCUAAAUACCUGAGAGUAAAUCCAGCCACGGCUCUGGCUCUACUUGAAAAAGUCUACAGGGGGAUGAAGGACAGCAGUAAGAAGAACAACAUCUUCUCUCAGUUCAGGAAGAACGACAGAGACAAACAGAAGCUGAUAGAGACUGUGGUCAAACAGCUGAGGAGCCUGGUCAACGGCAUGUCCUCCUAAAUACUACACAACACACAAACACAUACAGGUACCAAGAUGCCAACAUGCAGAAGGACGAUAAUGACACACUGUACAGAAGAGAGUGAGUGAACACACACAGAUGACAAAACUACACAGCAAUACACACUGAACCAGGCAUGCAGGGAAGUGAGCGCAGACACACCAUCUGUGUGAACUCAAGUCCUCAUACUGUUGUAGACUCAAUAUUUAAUGUAAAUAACAACAAAUACACACAGACACACAUCCUCUUAUUGGACUGAACAGUCAAAUGUAAAGUAUUUUUAUUGGUUUUACUGACUGAAAUUAUAAUAUUAAUUAUUUUAGCUGCAGGGUGAGACUGGAUGUGACAAGUACUGACACAAGGGGUUUAGGGGUCAACACUUUUUUUCCCACUCAUAUACAUUAAGGCCAAUAUUCAGUUGUUUAUUACCAAAAGUUAAUUGGUACAUGAGGUAGGUGAAAUUAUGAAGCUCAUUGUGCUAGUACUUCAUUUAAUGUGUGUUUAUGUACAGUGUGUGAAUUGUGUGUGUUUGCCUUGUGUGUUUAUGUGUGAGACACUGGCAGAAAGCUGAAUGAUGACGUCUCGGAAGACUGACGUUCUGGAAAUGAAUGAAGUUUUGUUUUAUCCCUCUCUAUCUUUCCUUUCUGUACUUCUUUUCUUCUGUUUGCCUUUCUCUUAGCCCUUGAGCUAAAUACUGAACUUGGAUGGUGUCACUGUUCUCAGUCAAUGACUCCAAUUUUUUUUUUCAUGGCCCAAUAUGUGUCAAAAAGUUAUAUCACAAACUACUGCAUUAACAGUGCAUUCAAUUACCACACAUAUUUACAUAGAAAAGGCUCCACAGGGAGUCUACAGAGACUUCACUCUGACUGGUUAAAUGUGAAAAAUCAUGAUUAAUCACAGAAUGUCAACUGUAUUAACAGCUAAUCCAAAUCUGGAUGUGAAGUGGGAUUAAAAAGUCUUUAAGCACCCAAACAUUUAGGCCAAACUGUUUAUUACUUUAAAUCAGUAGUUCUAUAGUUAAUUUAAAUGAUAUGCACUAAUAACAACUUAGAAUACCCAUAAUAUAUGUAAAUGUUUGCAUCUUCAGCGAUUUCACUCCUUGCCAGUGUUAACUAGAUGUCACCCAGUUCUACCAAAUCUUUUUGCUAAAUCCAAAAAUAUUUAAAGAAAAUACAUUUAUGUUUUUGUAUUUUAUUUAUGAUGUUGGUUUGUUAAACAUAAAACAAUGUUUGUGAUCGCUACAAAUCAUGUGGUAUUGAUAGAAACAGUCUUAAAGCAACCCUAGGCAUGGGCUUUUAAAGAAGACAGCAACGCUGUGUUGUUUUUCUGUUAGCAAGCUGGCUAAACAGUACUACUGGGCAGAAUGAUACAACAGAAAAACGUCUAAUCAGACCGCAUGCUUGGAGUGUUUUACUUGCCAAGUGUUAAUGCGACUAUUUUUGGCAAAUGAUAUCUGUAAGAUGUGAUCACAGCAGAAUUUUUUUUCAUGACACAGGGGAAGCUGCUUGUUCACUGAGUGAAUUUAUCUCUUAUAACACACAACUGUCCGGCUCCAAAUGUUGGCCUGCACAUGUCAAACCACAGCAGCCACAGGAGUUCACACCCACUGCAGUGCAGCAGAGUAACACCUGCUGGCCUCAGUUGUUUGACAUUUCUGUCCUGCAGCUAGCAGCCAAAUACACUGCUACUGUGCACUUGGACAGGAUCAGUGGACAAGCAUUUCUCACAUAGUCGGACAUGUUCGCACGGGCACUUGGUAGAACGUGACCGCCACGUAAACUGUACAUUCUGUGCAGAGCAGAGAAGCCAGAAAUAUAGGUCGCUCUAGCAGUACAGGAUGUUUAUGCUACGGCGUGUUAGGUUUUUUUCGAGAUGCCAAUGUCUCAAAUCCUCUGCUUUCGUGCUAACACAUUUUCUUGUUACACUGAUGUAAACAGAACAUCAAGGUGUUAUACAGUAAUCAAGUCCAUAAGUACCCCAGAGCUAGAAGUAUGCCACACUUCAGAUGCACAAAGGAAUAACGGUGCUAGCAUGCUAACAGCAAACAACUGAAAAUACUUAAGUAGCUGUGAUGCAUUAGCUAUCUUGCUUUAAUGACCUUCAAUUGAAAUGGAUGAUUUAUCAUAAUAAAUGAAAAAGUGACUGGCCUAUUAUAAAAAGACAUAACUUGGGAACAAAAUUGAGAUUUAGCAUUUAGAUCAAAGUUUACUCUUGUUGAAAUACUCAGAAAGUGGUCAGCUACCAGUCUACAAAACCUACUCCAUUUGUGAUCUCCAUUUAAAACCUAAAUAAUUAGCCCCCAUGUGCUAAUUUCCAACACGUCAUUAAAUAAUGUCAUAUGAUCUUAACCCCCAAGUUGAGCAUCAUUUUCAUUCAGAUUAUUUUGUUUUCUGUUCCUCAGGGUGGAGUUAAGCUUUAUAAUGACCUACAUAACCACAAUAUAUUCACCAAAAACAGCAAUAAUGAUUGGUUUAUUUUUAGCCUAAUUAGGCAAUGGAUUAAUUGAUUAACUCUUGAUGGAAACAUUUUUAUAACAAGACUGUUUUUAUUCAGUUGUUUGUUUUUGUUCUUUACUUUUAUGAGGCAUUUUUGCACUGAAGCUCAUGAAUAUUGUUUUCCUUUUCUUUUUUUUAAAUAUUUGCUUGUAAAUGCCACUGUAUAUACUGCAUAUUUUGUAAAGAAAAUAUUACAGCAGUUUGUCUGCUGCAAACUUGACCUGGGGGGGGGGGUAAAUGUAUGAUGUGCACCUCCAUUAACACCUGAAGCAAAUAUGUAACUAGUAACAGUGUGAAUUUGCAUCUGUUGCUUCCUGGUGAUCACACUUGUGUACAGAUUGAGUAACUCUGUGUUCUGUUAUUUUAUUUGGUUUACUAUAAUAUAUUUCAAUGAAUGAUUUAACCAUUUGCUUAACUUAUCAAAGUGGAUUCCAAAACUACAGGCAUCAUCACAAGACCUUUACAUGGAAUGAAUGUAAGUACAAGUGAAGAGGUUCAUUGGGUCUCUCCUGGACUGAAAAUUUUUUUCCUUACAUUUUUUCGUGACAAAAUGCUGUUAUAAUAAUAAAAAAAUGUAUUCAACUGGGAAA
This is a messenger RNA of Cynoglossus semilaevis (tongue sole), 5826 nucleotides long. It is a transcript of the gene exoc6, whose product is annotated as exocyst complex component 6. Lineage: Eukaryota; Metazoa; Chordata; Actinopteri; Pleuronectiformes; Cynoglossidae. The record is from RefSeq and is a predicted model, not a curated record. Gene Ontology annotation, cellular component: membrane; exocyst. The transcript is spliced from 25 exons. Gene Ontology annotation, biological process: intracellular protein transport; Golgi to plasma membrane transport; exocytosis. The coding region runs from base 293 to 2740 and encodes 815 amino acids.